ACACAAUACCAUUGCACCUCAUCAUCAAAAACCCUAAUCUUUUACUCUUGUCUAUCCACAAUGUUGCGUCUCAUUUUCACCCUCUUCUCCAUCCUCAUCCUUUCCCACCAUGUUUCGUCCCUAGACUUUUGUGUAGCCGAUUUGAAGGGCCCGUUAACUCCAUCCGGCUACACUUGCAAGUCCCCAGCUAGUGUAACUACCGAGGAUUUUGCAUUUGGACUUGGCAAAGCCGGAAACACAUCCAACAUCAUUAAGGCUGCGGUCACUCCGGGCUUUGUGGGUCAAUACCCGGGCCUUAAUGGUCUAGGAAUUUCUUUGGCACGACUCGAUCUUGCCCCGGGUGGUGUCAUACCAUUCCACACACACCCUAGCGCAACCGAGGUUUUGCUUGUUGUUCAAGGAUAUGUUCAAACUGGAUUCGUUGCAUCUGAUAACAAAGUUUAUUAUAAGACACUUAAGAAGGGAGAUGUGUUUGUUUACCCACAAGGAUUGUUGCAUUUUCAAAUAAAUGCUGGUGGAAUUGCGGCCGUUGCGUUUCCUUUCUUCAGUAGUCCCGACCCGGGACUACAAAUCCUCGAUUUCGCACUGUUUGCGAAUGAUUUGCCUACUAAGAUAAUUGAGACAACCACUUUCCUUGAUGAAAAGACAAUUAAGACACUUAAAGGUGUUCUUGGAGGAACCAAUUAAUUAAUUAAGGAGUUUGGUUAGAACUACUCAUGUUUGAUUCUUCAUUGUUCAGCUGAUGAUCAGCUAGCCCAGUCCAAUUUGUUAUUUUUAAUGUUUAUUUUGAUUGUCAUUGUGCAUUGUAAUUUAAGUAUUGUUUUUAAUUAAGCAUGGAUGCUUUUUUUAAAGUUGUCCGAAGUACUA
Messenger RNA from Impatiens glandulifera, 867 nucleotides. RefSeq names its product auxin-binding protein ABP19a-like. The transcript has a single exon. Bases 61 to 687 code for a protein of 208 amino acids. Gene Ontology annotation, molecular function: manganese ion binding. Gene Ontology annotation, cellular component: cell wall. Lineage: Eukaryota; Viridiplantae; Streptophyta; Magnoliopsida; Ericales; Balsaminaceae. The record is from RefSeq and is a predicted model, not a curated record.